Pocillopora meandrina is the source of this 4573-nucleotide messenger RNA. The record is from the annotation of a GenBank genome assembly. Lineage: Eukaryota; Metazoa; Cnidaria; Anthozoa; Scleractinia; Pocilloporidae.
UCAAUACAUUGUCAAGCAGACAAGUGAUGUGAAUAAAGAAAAUUAUCAGUUAGAGGAUUAUAAGUUGAUCCAAUACCAAAAUUUUCAAACCUUACAUCAGAAGAACUGUAUGGCAGAUAGUAAGGAUAAUCACUACUGAGAUCUUCAGAGUUAAAGGGUUAAAACCAGUAUCUGUCACCUGUCAGGGAACUUGCUGAAUUGCUGAGAAAUAACCUGCAGGAAACUACAAUCCCAUUUACGGGAAGAAAAAAUGCCUCUGGUUGCAUUACUUGUGGAUGAUAUCACAGACAAAUUGAGAUAUGCUCAAGAAGUGUGACUAUCUUAUGUUACUCACUUCAACAAAGCUGCAAAUUUGUAGAGUUAUAAUUGAUAAAAUAUUAAAGGUAUUUAAUGCAGCCUCUUUGAUUCCGGGUGAUAUCUGGGAAGCUGAAGGACCAUUUUCCCUUAGUUGUAUGGCAGACAGGUUCUGGGACACAGUCCAACAUGAAUGUUAAUGAAGUGAUCAGUAAUCAUGCCAUUGAGCUGAUGGGUGGAGAGAUGGGAUCAAAAAAACCUGUUCAUCCUAAUGACCAUGUCAACAAAAGCCAGGUCAGAGGCUUAUUUUAGUUUGGUUAAUAUUAGGGUGGGGAAAAGGAGACAAUCCUCAUAUAGAAUGAUGUGAAAGUGCAAAGUUUUCACAAAUCAUAAGGGGCUACAUAUCUUUCUCAAUGACGUGAUUCAUCUAGUGGCUUACCCUUCAGAAUGUUCCCCUGCUUUCAAUGAACUUUGCAAAGGGCGGGGGGGCGGGAGGAGAGAGAGAGAGGAGAGAAAGGCAGGGAUCCUGGUGGCCUUAUGAUUGUUGACUGUGUUAUGUCUCCAUAUUUUUUUCAUCAUCACUGUAACCAAUAAAAAUAGCUCCUUUAUGUUUUAAUAACAAUAUUUUUCUCUCUGAUUACAGAGCUCUAAUGACACAUUUCCAACAGUAAUGCAUAUAGCAGCAGCAAUGGAGGUGCAUGAACGUCUCGUCUGUUACCAGGACUAAGAAAGCUUCAUGGUGCACUUCAGGCUAAAAGCACAGAUUUCAAGGAUCUUGUUAAGAUUGGUAGAACACAUACGCAGGUGAAUUGUCUGAUCUUGUGUCUUAACAGACUGCAAUAGUGCCACAUGCUAAUUACCUUUUACAGCUCAGUGGAAAUCCUCAGAAGUUUGAUGCUUUCUCUUUCUUUAUUGUUUCCCUCUGUUAACCCUUUCACUCUCAAGAUCUGAUUAUUAAUUCUCUCCUCUAGCUGCUACACAUUUCUUGGUAAAUUAUUUACAAGAAUUUGGUUUAAGAUCAAAGCAAUGAAUUCUACCUGAUAAGUUUUAGGAUCCUCAUAACUUGUUUUCUGAAAAUUAUUAUUAUAUAUUGGAGGGAGAAGCUACAUGUUAAUCACUUUUGAAAUUUGAAGGGUUAAAGGCAUGAAUAUUAUCAACUUCUCAUGAAAAGAAUCCCAAUGAAAUUUCUCCCACAGCCCUGGUCAGUAUACAGUAGGUUGCAUAGCAUAUGAACAUUGGUUGGUUAUUGUUUUUUUUGUGAGGUUGAUAAACAAAACAACUGUGUUCUUCACCUGAAUAAAACUAGGUAAAUUAAAAAAUCUGGUGAUUAGCAGUGGAGGAUUUGGUUAAUCAUCACCUUUUACAUGUUUUCGUUUUACAGGAUGCCACACCCAUAACUUUAGGCCAAGAGUUCAGCGGUUAUGUUAAAAAGAUAGAGUAUGGUAUUGCAAGGGUGGAGGGCACCCUUAUAAGAGUGUAUGAGCUGGCUAUUGGUGGAACAGCUGGGGUACUGGACUGAACACAAGAAUAGGAUUUGCUUGAAAGAUGUCAGCUAAGAUUGCAGAGUACACUAAGCUACUAAUCACAAGGUGUGAAAUGGACUGUUAAUUUGGAAUAAACAUAUUACUCUAUGUACUGCUCUAUGAUGUAUUCAAAAUGUUAAGGAUUGUUCUAAACACCACAACAGACAGAGGCUUGUUUUGGGACCAGACAGUUUAUUAAAUGUAUAUCCUAUGUAAAUAACACACUAGACUAUUACAUAACAAAGAUACUGGAUGGAUACACUAAACCAAUGGUCCAGUAAUCAAGAAUAAAUUACAAACACCAAUGAGAUUAAGGUACAGUCAAAACUGUUGAUGGUGUAGGUGGAUGGGAAACUAAAACUUUCUUAAUGCUAGAAAUAGACUUGUUGCUUGCUUGCUUGCAAGAUUACUAAUAACACGCACACAUGUACCUAAGUGGUAAUAUUACAGUAAUUUGGCAAUUAAAUUGCAUUAGCGUUGUGAAUAGCCAUUGGCUCUACCUAAGUCUUAUGACUUAUAUGCUGAACAAAUUGCUCAAUCUUAAGAAAAGGAUAAAAUACUUAUAAUGGAGCUCACAGAGCAUAGCCCCAUAAUUAUACAAAAUAGUAGUAACUCAUCAAGCCGAAAAAAAUUUGGACCAUAUGACCGUACAAGGUGCUACUUUUAACAUGCAUGGUCAACUGUACUGCGGGCAUGUCAACGCCACAGCUUUGUUCAGUAGUCCAGUGGUCACUGCACCUGGCCGGGGCAAGACAUUGAGAUGUGCGGGGAAAAAAAUGCGAGCUCCGCUUUUAGGCUUGGCUAAAUCUAUAUAUUAUGUACCCAGUUUAGACCUCUUAGUUAUCAAUGUCUAGAUUCUUAGUAAUAGAGAUUAAUAUUCACAAUUUGUAAGUUAUGAAAAGCAGUUAUUAUUUGGCAUGUUGCUUCUUGUAGUUAUGAAUUUUUUAUUUAUUUUAUUGCUUUGUACCUUAUUUUUGGUAAAUGAUGUACCUUUCAGCAAAACAAAUUUUAUUACUUGGUCGUCAUCAUUUUUUGGGUAAAAAGUUCUCUCUUUACUUUAAUCUUGGUCACUAAACAUGACUACCAAAAUGUGCAAUAAUCACACUUUUUAUCUUCUGUUUCCUUUAGUGCACCAAACAAAUUUGAUGCCCUUGCAGCUUAUGAUGCUCAUGGCAGAGCUUCAUGGAGCACUAACUGUGAUGGCUUGUAAUUUGAUGAAGAUUGCAAAUGAUGUCAGGUUUUUAGGCUCAGGUCCUCACUAUGGAUUGGGUGAGCUGACACUUCCUGAAAGUGAACCAGGGAGCAGUAUCAUGCCAGGUAACAAACAACACAAUUCAUCGCACUAAAGUACUGAACUGUUUUAUUCAUACAGAAUCACAGUUUUCUCUGAAUCCUGAGCAUGUAUGAUUAAAAACAGGUUAGCAGUGGUCACUCUCUAUUGGCUACAGAAAAACCCUUAACAUUACUCUAACCCUAUUUCUUGUACAGUGUGCAUGUAUCAGUUUUUUCCCUAAUGCUCUUGACCCCCAAGAAGCCAACUGAAAAUGUUUUGCUUAUCUUAGGUGAUGCACAGAGCACUUUCCUCUGAUGUCUUGUUAACCCACAACCAAAGUUAUCACAACAGAAAAUCAGAAGAAAGGAAAAUAUCCUGAAGAACCAAUGAAAACUCAAAGUGAAAACAAGCAAACUUCUUAAACAUAAGAAAGUGGGUGUGGCCAACUUGUAAUUGAUUCAAGUUUGGCAUCUAAUUGGUUGAGUGGCACAAGUUAUCUAGAUCAAUUACUGAGGGAAGUAAUCUAAAACCAAUACAAUCCUGGCUUGAAUUCAACACUCCUCGAAAAUUGAGUAUUGAAUGUAAUAAGAACUUGUUUACAAGUUUCCUGUUUUGUAUAACUAGGCAAGGUAACCCAACGUAGUGUGAAGCCAUCACUAUGGUCACAGCUCAAGUCAUGGGCAAUCAAAUGACUAUGUCAGUUGGUGGAAGUAAUGGUCAUUUUGAAUUGAACAUCUUUAAGCCAAUGAUAAUCAGAAAUGUUCGGCAGUCAACACAGCUGAUCGGAGAUGCCUGUGUAGCCUUUACAGAUAACUGUGUUGUGGGAAUUCAAGCUAAUGUGGAUAGAAUCAACCAGUUGCAUGACAAGUCACUCAUGUUAGUGGCAGCAUUGAACCUUCGUAUUGGUUAUGACAAUGCCACUAAGACUGCAAAGAAAGUUCACAAAGAAGGCACAACUUUGAAGGAAGCUACUAUAAGCCUCAUGUUUUCAACUCAUUCUUUCCAACUUUUACUAGGUUUUAAGACAAUUUAACAAUUUGAGCAAGUUAUCAAGUUUACAACUGAGCUAAUUUCAAAGCAUUUGCCAUGAAACUUCUUUUGCAAUCCAGAUGCAGUAUUGGUAGUCCAUUUAAUUUAAAUACAAUACAUAUAGAUGUACAUGUACAUGUUGUUCUUGAAAUUAAAUGCCCACUAUUCCAGUGCAGUGAAAUUACGCAAAGGGGUGAUUUUCAAAAUUUAAGUACCUGGCUGAAAGUUGCACAAAAGGAACACCUCCCGGAAACAUAAUGUGUUUAAUUAGGCCAAGCUGUGUUGUGGAUUUGGGAUGUAUAUUUAAUUGUUAUUCAGCAAUUUGUGAAAAUACAGCAGCAGUGACUUGGUAAUAAGGCAAUAAAUUAAAUUUUCUGUUUCAUCAACCAAGUUUUUCAUCUGUUUACAAAGAUGUUACAAAUGGAAAAUGCAUUUACUUUUCUAGUUCUGUUCU